AUGAUUGUUCCCGCCCUCAUCCACAACAUUCUCAUCGUUCAUCAGGCGGAGUGUUCUGACGUCGACGACAAGGCCAAUCUAGUUUGUUUCCACCACAGCACCAGCCAAAGCCCCCACUAUGAACCGACCACCCAGCAGACAACAAUAACCCCUGGCCUCCUGAAGGCGCGUAAAAACCAGGCACGCCUCGUCAUGGACGGUGACGAGUACGAGACGAUGACGUCAGCCAACCUGUCCAGCACCCUCCCGCCCUCCAGCUCCACGGAGGUGGAUGACGUCACGGCCAACGUGACGUCACGGCCGGUGUAUGCCAUGAGUGACGAGGACAGGGAGAAGAUUAUCAUCAUAGCCGUUAUCAUGGGAUUCACUCUGAUCGGCAACAUGACUCUGAUCCUAGCACUGCUGGUCAAGCGGUCACUUCGGGUGAAGCGAGUGAACAUCUUGUUGAUCAACCUGGCCUUUGGAGACCUGGCGGUGGCGCUCUUCGUCAACUCUGUGGAGAUUCUAUUUAUAGCCUUCGGCGACUGGGCCCUGGGUCCGGUUAUGUGCAAGAUCAGCGUCUACGUGCAGGUGAGAGUGUU
Molecule: messenger RNA, 581 nt
Organism: Aplysia californica (California sea hare)
Lineage: Eukaryota; Metazoa; Mollusca; Gastropoda; Aplysiida; Aplysiidae
Product: 5-hydroxytryptamine receptor 1-like
Exons: 3
Biological process (GO): G protein-coupled receptor signaling pathway
Cellular component (GO): membrane
Molecular function (GO): G protein-coupled receptor activity
Source: RefSeq, a predicted model, not a curated record